This is a messenger RNA of Dryobates pubescens (Downy woodpecker), 3535 nucleotides long. RefSeq names its product adaptor related protein complex 2 subunit beta 1 (gene AP2B1). The coding region runs from base 98 to 2953 and encodes 951 amino acids. The transcript is spliced from 22 exons. Gene Ontology annotation, molecular function: clathrin binding. Gene Ontology annotation, cellular component: clathrin adaptor complex; membrane coat. Gene Ontology annotation, biological process: vesicle-mediated transport; intracellular protein transport. NCBI's taxonomy places the organism in Eukaryota, Metazoa, Chordata, Aves, Piciformes, Picidae. The record is from RefSeq and is a predicted model, not a curated record.
CUCGCGAGCCCUGCGGGCGCCGCCUUUCCCGCUUCCGGUUCCGCCGCCGCCCACACAGCGGUGUCCAGCCCGCGCCGUGCUUUAAGGAGGUGGAACCAUGACGGACUCCAAAUACUUCACCACCAACAAGAAAGGAGAGAUUUUUGAACUGAAGGCUGAACUCAAUAAUGAAAAGAAAGAGAAGAGGAAAGAAGCUGUGAAGAAGGUUAUUGCAGCCAUGACCGUGGGGAAGGACGUGAGCUCACUCUUCCCUGAUGUUGUGAACUGCAUGCAGACUGACAACCUGGAGUUGAAGAAGCUGGUCUACCUGUACCUGAUGAACUAUGCCAAAAGUCAGCCAGACAUGGCCAUCAUGGCUGUCAACAGCUUUGUGAAGGACUGCGAGGACCCCAACCCGCUGAUCCGGGCGCUGGCCGUGCGCACCAUGGGCUGCAUCCGCGUGGACAAGAUCACGGAGUACCUGUGCGAGCCGCUGCGCAAGUGCCUGAAGGACGAGGACCCCUACGUGCGCAAGACCGCCGCCGUCUGCGUGGCCAAGCUGCACGACAUCAACGCCCAGAUGGUGGAGGACCAGGGCUUCCUGGACUCUCUGCGUGACCUGAUUGCGGACUCCAACCCCAUGGUGGUUGCCAACGCCGUGGCUGCCCUGUCGGAAAUCAGCGAGUCGCAUCCCAACAGCAACCUGCUGGAUUUGAACCCUCAGAACAUCAACAAGCUGCUGACAGCCCUAAAUGAGUGCACAGAGUGGGGCCAGAUCUUCAUCCUCGACUGUCUGUCCAACUACAACCCCAAGGAUGAUCGUGAAGCUCAGAGUAUUUGUGAGCGGGUCACCCCUCGGCUGUCUCACGCCAACUCUGCAGUGGUGCUCUCAGCAGUGAAGGUCUUGAUGAAGUUCCUGGAGCUUCUUCCCAAGGACUCUGACUAUUACAACAUGCUGCUGAAGAAGCUUGCCCCUCCCCUGGUGACCCUGCUGUCUGGAGAGCCUGAAGUUCAGUACGUCGCCCUGAGGAACAUCAACUUGAUCGUGCAGAAAAGGCCUGAAAUCCUGAAGCAGGAGAUCAAGGUGUUCUUUGUGAAGUACAACGACCCCAUCUAUGUCAAGCUGGAGAAACUGGACAUCAUGAUCCGCCUGGCUUCUCAGGCAAACAUUGCCCAGGUCCUGGCGGAGCUCAAGGAAUAUGCUACGGAGGUGGACGUCGACUUCGUGCGCAAGGCUGUGCGAGCCAUUGGGCGCUGUGCCAUCAAGGUUGAGCAAUCUGCAGAGCGCUGUGUGAGCACCCUGCUGGACCUCAUCCAGACCAAGGUCAACUACGUGGUGCAGGAGGCCAUCGUCGUCAUCAGAGACAUCUUCCGCAAGUACCCCAACAAGUACGAGAGCAUCAUCGCCACGCUGUGCGAGAACCUGGACUCGCUGGACGAGCCGGACGCCAGGGCCGCCAUGAUCUGGAUCGUGGGGGAGUACGCCGAGAGGAUCGACAACGCCGACGAGCUGCUGGAGAGCUUCCUGGAGGGCUUCCACGACGAGAGCACGCAGGUGCAGCUCACCCUCCUGACUGCCAUAGUGAAGCUGUUCCUCAAAAAGCCUUCUGAGACACAGGAGCUGGUUCAGCAGGUCCUCAGCCUGGCCACACAGGACUCCGACAACCCAGACCUGCGGGACCGUGGCUACAUCUACUGGCGCCUGCUCUCCACAGACCCAGUGACUGCCAAGGAAGUGGUGCUGUCAGAGAAGCCUCUCAUCUCUGAGGAGACUGACCUGAUUGAGCCCACCCUGCUGGAUGAGCUCAUCUGCCACAUUGGCUCUCUGGCUUCUGUCUACCACAAGCCACCCAACGCGUUCGUGGAGGGCAGCCACGGCAUCCACCGCAAGCAUUUGCCCAUUCACCACGGCAGCACCGACGCUGGCGAUAGCCCUGUGGGCACCACGGCCACCACCAACCUGGAGCAGCCACAGGUCAUCCCUGCACAGGGAGACCUUCUGGGUGACCUUCUCAACCUGGACCUGGGACCCCCAGUGAAUGUUCCCCAAGUGUCCAUUGUGCAGAUGGGUGCUGUGGACCUGCUGGGAGGAGGGCUGGACAGCUUGCUUGGCAGUGACCUUGGCGGGGGCAUUGGAGGAAGCCCGGCAGUGGGGCAGACCUACAUCCCAACCGCGGUGCCAGCCACCUUUGCCCCUUCCCCCACCCCGGCGGUGGUGAGGAGUGGACUCAACGACCUCUUCGAGCUCUCGGCGGAUAUGGGCAUGGCCCCCGGAGGAUACGUGGCUCCCAAGGCUGUUUGGUUGCCUGCAGUGAAGGCUAAAGGAUUGGAGAUCUCAGGCACCUUCAGUCACAGGCAGGGCCACAUCUACAUGGAGAUGAACUUCACCAACAAGGCUUUGCAGCACAUGACUGACUUUGCCAUUCAGUUCAAUAAGAACAGCUUUGGGGUCAUCCCAAGCACCCCUCUGGCCAUCCACACACCUCUGAUGCCAAACCAAAGCAUUGAUGUCUCCCUGCCUCUCAACACUCUGGGACCAGUCAUGAAAAUGGAGCCUCUGAACAACCUCCAGGUGGCUGUGAAAAACAACAUUGAUGUCUUUUACUUCAGCUGCCUCAUCCCUCUCAAUGUGCUGUUUGUGGAGGAUGGCAAGAUGGAGCGCCAGGUCUUCCUCGCCACAUGGAAGGACAUUCCCAAUGAAAACGAGCUCCAGUUCCAGAUCAAGGACUGCCACCUGAAUGCUGACACUGUCUCCAGCAAGCUGCAGAACAACAAUGUCUACACCAUUGCAAAGAGGAAUGUGGAGGGCCAGGACAUGCUCUACCAGUCCCUGAAACUCACCAAUGGCAUCUGGAUCCUGGCCGAGCUCCGCAUUCAGCCGGGGAACCCCAACUACACGCUCUCCCUGAAGUGCCGUGCUCCCGAAGUGUCCCAGUACAUCUACCAGGCCUACGAUGCCAUCCUGAAGAACUAACAGGAGCUCAGCCUGUGCCUCACCCUGCAGGAGGAGGGGGGAGAAGGGGGUCCCCAGCCCCUCCUUCCCCACUGGCUCGGGGGAAACGCACUCGAAACUGGAAGCAGCUGCAUUGGUGUGUAGGGUUUGCAGUCGAGAGGCACUGAGUAAACAAAGGUAGCAAUUAGUGUCCACGUGCUAACGAUGGUAGGGAACAAUACCCCACCCCCCACCCCCCACCCCUUGGUAUUUUUAGCGUCCAAUGGAGUUUGGAACCACUGCUUCAGCCCCUUCCUCCCCUCUCACCGUCCGUCCCCGUGGGCUUCUCCCAUUCUGUGCCAAUGUUCAGUGUUUUCUAAAUGGCUUUAGGUGUAGCUAGGGUUUUGUAAGAUACUGCUCACUGGAGACAGCCCAAGCUCCAGGCACCUCUCAGCUCAUUAAAACAAGGCAAGAGUGUCGAAAACAUCACCCUGCACUUCAUCUGAGCUUUUUAUACUCCUUCUGAGUUGUUGGUUUGUGUUGGGCUUUUUCCUCUACUGGCUCCAAGGGAAGAAGGUGAUUCCAAGCAAGUGCUGGGAGCCCUCUGCCUCCCCACCCCCCAGG